This is a messenger RNA of Lytechinus pictus (painted urchin), 1522 nucleotides long. Its product is annotated as mucin-2-like. The transcript is spliced from 2 exons. Lineage: Eukaryota; Metazoa; Echinodermata; Echinoidea; Temnopleuroida; Toxopneustidae. The record is from RefSeq and is a predicted model, not a curated record. The coding region runs from base 30 to 1364 and encodes 444 amino acids.
GACGACCUACAUCCGAAGAAGGCACGAAAAUGAUUACCAGCCGCACCAAUGAACCCCCUCCAUUGGAUGAAUUCACAGAGACAACGACACACAUGUAUACGGAAUCAACAGUACCUGCAACAAUACAUUCUUCUUUCGCCCAGUCGUCUCGUCCCAAUUUUUCAGGCUAUAGUUCUUUGGAGAAUCCCACUAGUAUGACCCCUUUGCCAUCAAAAGCAACUGGAACGUCUUCGACAACACCAUGUACCACAACGCAAAAGCAAAUGCAUUCAACGAAAGAAAGGUCUUCAAAUGCCUCGUUCGAGAGACCUAAUCGUGCAUCGACCGAGUCAAAGACUCUUCCGUCAUUAUCCACAUCCCAACCUACAACAGGACAAACAGUAAUUUCAUCGACAAAGGUACAAAGACGUUCUUCUGAUUCAAUGAAGUUCACGUCUCCGACAAGUACCUCAACGCAAAAGCAAAUGCAUUCAACGAAAGAAAAGUCUUCAAAUGCCUCAUCCGAGAGAUCUGGUCGUGCAUCGACCGAGUCAAAGACUCCUCCGUCAUCAUCCACAUCCCUACCAUCAACAGGACGAAUGAUACAUUCUCCUUUCUCCCAGCCGUCUAGUCCCACGUUUUCAGUCGAUAAUUCUCUAGAGACUUCCACUAGUAGGACUCUACCUCAAACGACUUGGUCAACACAAAAAGCUCACCCCCACCCUCCAUCGAGACAUGUCCAAUCCUCUACAGUAGCACCAUCUACAACGACGAUACUAAAUGAACAAACAAUAAAAGGUGAUAAAGCCUAUAUCGUCCUUAGCAAGACGGUUGUACUUGCAGUAGCCGUGGGUGUUUCGGUCGUGCUGAUCUUCAUGAUGGCUUCCAUAGUUGCCUUGAUUGGGAGACAAGCGUUUCGGUCCCAAAGUGGUCAAAUUGAAAGAAAUGUAACCUGUUUAGAUUCUACUGACGAGGGUUUCACCUCAUUCGCUGCCCAUCUAAACCACGACUACGAGAGGACCAUAACUAGAACGCAGGAUUCAACAUCUACCGACGUUGAAGUCGCUGCUCUGACAUAUCCGAUCAACAUCUUGCCUCUCCCACAUAGGCCGCCUUCCCCACCAAGUUCACAUGACUACGAGGAAGAGGAAGGCCAUCUUAUAAACACUUUUGAAGGAGAGUACAUGUUGCCUGACGUACAAGAAGGAUCUUCAGAUGGCUACCUUGACAUGGUAUCCAACGUCAAGAAAGGGGAUGCAUGCGGUAAUGGUCUUCCACUCGUCACCAUUCGACAUGUUCGAAACAAAAUGACCGAAAGGCCUAUAUCAGAAGAAAAUGGUUACCUCGUUCCGAAUGUGGAACAGUACAAGAGUCGGGAUAUGUAGGCCUACCAUUCUAUAGAACACAGGGUCGAGACUGUUCUCUAAGAAAACGGAUGGUUUCGGGCCUAUUCCAAUCGCGACUUCAGUAGAUCCAAAAUACAUGAAUAAGAACAGCUGUUUCCCACAUUGUGAAGUUGCUAGGAUGAGGGACCAUGCAGUUA